UAAUUUAAACAUUGUCAAUCCGUCAACCAGAGAUGUUCAUCCGGUUCGCCUGGUUCCUGGUCAUUAUUUUGAGCGUGCAAGUUCAACAAUUUUCCACGGUUGAUCAAAACCAAACCUGCCUCCACGACAUCGAACAUGACGUGGAAGAAGCGUUUCAUCAUCGCCACAAACGCUGGCUCACCAUGAUCCCGAACGGUGGAGUUUGCAAAAUUGUGCUGAGUUCGGUGACACCGGUCCGGUGGGCCCACAAAGUGGUCCGCAGCGUUGCCCUGGCCGUCAACCUGCAGGCCAACUACGCCAUUCCGGCGAGGAUCAUCUGGCCACACGCGGAGAACUUCUUCAAGGAGCGUGUCCUGAGCGAGGAUUACGUGGACAAUAGCCGGAAGGACCUGUACCGGUUGCUGGAACGAAUCUUCCAAUCGUGGGGAGGUGAUGGCCGGGAGUGUCUGCUGAAAACGAUUUGUCAAGUGGCGGAAACCCCGUUGCAGCAUAACGGGUUGAUUGGGGAAAUCCUGGAUGUGGUGUUUACACCACCGGACGACGCCGCACUGGAUGAAGACUACAAGAUGGCGAAAUUAAACGGUGUCAGUGGAGGUGAAGAAUGUGCUCGAAUAUACAGUAAGUGUUCUGUUGAACAUGAAUUUCUGAACAAAAUUUCAAAACUUAUUGAUAUUUCAAUUUUUAAAAACACGCACCUACGUCACAGACCACAACAGCAGCAGUGGUGCGACCUCAGACCUGAACUUUGCGCCCACCAUCUGGGGGCCAAGCCAUCAGGGGUGGUCGGUCGGGUUGGUUCAACGAGGGCAAACCCGCAGAAGCCAAAAGCCACCGAAAUGACGCCAAUCUUCAUUAAAAGCCACGCAGGCAGAAGUGCCCUCGUGGAGAAGUGA
Messenger RNA from Culex quinquefasciatus (southern house mosquito), 893 nucleotides. RefSeq lists its product as uncharacterized. The coding region runs from base 33 to 893 and encodes 286 amino acids. The transcript has 3 exons. Lineage: Eukaryota; Metazoa; Arthropoda; Insecta; Diptera; Culicidae. The record is from RefSeq and is a predicted model, not a curated record.